CUUGCCUAAAAGAAAAAGGUAAACAGAAAGAAAAGAAUUGCAGAAACUAAAUUCAAAUUCUGGUCCUUCAGAUCUUAGCGUACAAUACCCACAUUUGGUCUCCCCAAAUAUUCUCUCUCUCUCUUCUUCCCCUCAUCACUCCUCUCUCUCUCUCUCUCUCCAUCAACAGAAAUGGGGUUAUCUUUCACUAAGCUUUUCAGUCGACUGUUUGCAAAGAGGGAGAUGCGGAUUCUUAUGGUAGGUCUCGAUGCAGCUGGUAAGACCACUAUACUGUACAAGCUCAAACUCGGAGAAAUAGUCACAACUAUUCCUACUAUUGGAUUCAAUGUGGAGACAGUGGAAUACAAGAACAUAAGCUUCACUGUCUGGGAUGUCGGGGGUCAAGACAAGAUCCGACCACUGUGGAGGCAUUACUUUCAGAAUACGCAAGGGCUUAUUUUUGUAGUUGAUAGUAAUGAUCGAGAUCGUGUCGUUGAGGCCAGGGAUGAGCUCCAUAGGAUGCUCAAUGAGGAUGAACUGAGGGAUGCCGUGCUACUUGUAUUUGCAAACAAACAAGAUCUUCCGAAUGCUAUGAAUGCUGCUGAGAUAACUGACAAGCUUGGUCUCCACUCUCUUCGUCAGCGUCAUUGGUAUAUACAGAGCACAUGUGCAACAUCUGGUGAAGGGCUAUACGAGGGUCUGGACUGGCUCUCCAACAACAUUGCUAACAAGGGUUAAGCAGCAAAUGUUGGAUGAAUCUUCAGUUGGUUUAUCACUCUACCCUUGUUCAAGUGAAGAUUGUCUGUCUAUCUUCCGUUUCGUAUUGUUUUUCUUUUUUCUUUGUCGUAGAUAUAGAGACAUAUAGUCAUAUCGUACUAUGAUGUAUAAAUUGCCCGUAAUAUUCUGCAAUUGUACUAUUUCAGCAUUUUUGCCUCUUUUUAAUGCAUCGAUCUAUUCUCUCCCU
This is a messenger RNA of Erythranthe guttata (spotted monkey flower), 943 nucleotides long. Lineage: Eukaryota; Viridiplantae; Streptophyta; Magnoliopsida; Lamiales; Phrymaceae. The record is from RefSeq and is a predicted model, not a curated record.